Molecule: messenger RNA, 1263 nt
Organism: Oncorhynchus keta (chum salmon)
Lineage: Eukaryota; Metazoa; Chordata; Actinopteri; Salmoniformes; Salmonidae
Gene: dlx5a
Product: distal-less homeobox 5a
Exons: 3
Coding region: 239-1099 (286 amino acids)
Biological process (GO): embryo development; regulation of transcription by RNA polymerase II; anatomical structure formation involved in morphogenesis
Molecular function (GO): DNA-binding transcription factor activity, RNA polymerase II-specific; RNA polymerase II cis-regulatory region sequence-specific DNA binding
Source: RefSeq, a predicted model, not a curated record
CUGGUCGAGCGAGUUGGGGUGUAUGCUGCCUGCGCGCCUUGGCCAAUGGAACCAGAUCCUCCCUGCAGUGCGUAAGAGCGCAAUUUAGGAUUUAACCAGGUCUUUGCUGUGGAGCUGGCAGCAGUUCGAGAGAGCCCGUCGGCGAAAGCACACAUCACACAAUGCAAGUGUAGUCUUCACUCAGUCUUCAGACGUCUCAGUGGAAACAGACUUCCCUUUAACGUUGCUGCUUCGAACUAUGACUGGAGUAUUCGACCGAAGGAUUCCGAGUAUCAAACCUGCCGACUUCCAGAACCCUUUUCAGCUUUCCACCACCAUGCAUCACCCGUCUCAGGAAUCUCCUACGCUACCCGAGUCUACGGCCACGGAUUCUGGCUACUACAGCCCUGCUGGAGCAGUGCACCAUGGCUAUUGUUCGCCUAACUCCACCUCGUAUGGGAAACCGCUCAAUGCCUAUCAGUACCAGUACCACGGCGUAAACGGAUCUGCGGGAAAUUACCCUGCAAAAACAUACCCUGACUACAGCGCAUACACAGCCUCUGCGUACCACCAAUAUGCUGGAACUUAUAGCAGAGUACAACCACAACCAUUAAGUCCGCAAGAAAAAGAGGUAGCAGAACCUGAAGUGAGGAUGGUAAACGGAAAGCCCAAGAAAAUUCGAAAACCAAGAACAAUCUACUCCAGUUUUCAGCUCGCCGCCCUGCAGCGGAGAUUUCAGAACACACAGUACCUCGCGCUGCCUGAGAGAGCAGAGCUUGCGGCUUCGUUGGGACUCACGCAAACGCAGGUGAAAAUAUGGUUCCAGAACAAAAGGUCGAAACUGAAGAAAAUCAUGAAGAAUGGCGAACUCCCACCGGAACACAGCCCGAGCUCCAGCGAUCCCAUGGCUUGCAACUCUCCUCAUUCACCCGCCGUCUGGGACACGCAGGGCCCGUCCAGGCCUCACAGCCACCAGGCACAGAACAACAACUCGGCGGCAUCAACCUUUUUGGAAAACUCAGCCUCUUGGUACUCCGCGGCUGGUGCCAUGAAUUCUCACCUCCAGACCCCCAACUCGAUACAGCACUCUUUGGUUCUCGGAUCGGGGACGUUAUACUGAAACCCAGUUCAACAAAUAUUUCAUUGUAUGGGACUCGUGUUUAAAAGAUUCAGAGGAAUAUGCAAUGUAUUGAUGACAGUCAUAGAAGAACGUGUAUAAUGUGUAAAUGUGUGCAUGUAAUUUAUUGCAUUUUGGAAGACUAAUUAAACGUUUUAAAUGGACAA